AAAAUUAAUUUAAAAGCCCAUCCUCAUAAAAGCUCGUCUCAAUCCUGUGGUUUUCAAUUCUUUGUGCCGUACUCUUGAGUUGGUUCUUCGCGUCUCUCUCGCGUUUCCCGUACACACUCCAUUUGCUAGAUCAUUCAUCCAAGUAAUCACUAGGAAUCAUGAGCAACGAAGAAGAGAAGAGGUGUCCUUUGUGUGCAGAAGAGAUGGACUGGACUGAUCAACAGUUGAAGCCCUGCAAAUGUGGUUAUGAGGUGUGUGUUUGGUGUUGGCAUCACAUAAUGGACAUGGCAGAGAAGGAUGCAACAGAGGGACGUUGUCCUGCGUGUCGCACACCUUAUGAUAAGGAUAGAAUUGUAGGGUUGGAAGCAAAUUUUCAGAGGGUAUCUGCCAAUAGUUCUAGUCGAAAACAAAAGCAACCAAAGGCAAAGCAAAAACCAAAUGAACCAAGGAAGGAUCUCAGCAAUGUUCGAGUGAUUCAGCGAAAAAUGGCAUAUAUUAUUGGGCUUCCCCUUAGUAUAGCAGAUGAAGAUUUAUUGCAGCGAAAAGAUUAUUUUGGGCAAUAUGGGAAAGUUACCAAGGUUUCACUUUCUCGGACGGCUGGUGGGACAGUUCAGCAGUUUGUCAAUGAUACUUGUAGUGUAUAUAUUACUUACUCAAAAGAGGAGGAAGCAGUGAGGUGUAUUCAAUCUGUACAUGGAUAUGUGCUGGAUGGUAGGUUUUUAAGAGCAUCAUUUGGAACAGCAAAGUACUGUCAUGCAUGGUUAAGGAAUAUGCCCUGCAACAAUCCUGCAUGUUUAUAUUUGCAUAACAUUGGUGCUGAAGAAGAUAGUUUUGGCAAAGAUGAAAUAGCUGCAGUUCAUACUAGGAAUAGAGUUCAGGAAAUUGUUGGUGCUGCCCAAUAUUUGCAUAAACGGUCAGGAAGUACAUUGCCAUCACCAGUAGAUCAACACUUGAACAACCACAGUUCUUCACCAGAUGGCCUGAAAGUUGUAGAUUAUGCUACAGCAGCUUCUUGUAAUGAUCAGAGUCAGUUGCCUAGAUCAUCAAAACACAUGACAACUUUUGUAGAUAUUGUUGGAAGGUCAUGUAAUUCGGGUUCUGAUAAAGAUGUGACAGAAGGGCGGAUGGUGAAUUUAUGUUCUGAGAUGUCUUCUAUAUGCAUGAAUAAGGCUGAAAGUUCAGAUCUAGUGUCAUUAAAAUCAUCAUAUCCUGUUGAUGGAGUGACCAAUAGCAAAUCAGUAGAAGUUAAGGACAGUAACAUUAUUACAAAAGAAGAAUCUGAUUCUGAUGAUCAGGGGUGGGAAGAUUGUAUAGCUUCAAGUCAGAAGGGUUAUUUGGAUCCUUGUGAGGCGAUUAAGAAGCGAUAUGAUUGGUGGAAUAUGGAGUCUUGUAGUGUAAAUAAUAAGUAUGCAGGAGAUGAAGGUGUUAGACAGUCAGGAGCAUGUACAAAUUCUGUGUUGAGUGAGAAAGAGGGUUUGGGUAAAUCAGAUUCAGAUAGGAUAUAUAGAAGCUCUAAAGCUUUUUCCAAUGAGGAGAUAGUGGAGCAUUUGAGACGUCUUGGUGAUGAUGAUAGUUUUGUGAAUGAUGAUGAUGAUGAAAAUUCUGCUGCUGUGGAAAGCAGCAUAAUAUCAAAUAUUUUGUCCAUGGAUUUUGAUGGGUCUGAUGAUUCGGUCUUGCCUGGAAUGGGAUUGUUUGAAAGGAAAGAUGGGUGGCAGUAUCAAUCAAGAUUUUCAUUUGCUAAUCAAGACUUGGACAAAUUAUCUCUUCUUCAGAACCAGAACCAGAACCAGAACCAGGACAAUAUCUAUAAACCACAAUAUCAGGCAUCAAGGGGGGUUCAGAACUUGAACUUGACACCACCAGGAUUCUCCAAACCACCUCCUGGCUUUUCCUCAUCCAUGACCAUCAGAAGUGAGCAUCAGGCUGUUUCUGCCACUCCUGGAAGUUAUGUGACGAAUUCUUUUUCAAACAAUCAUCAUUAUCGUACACCAUCAAUAGGGAAUAUCAGCAACAGUAGCGAUGAUCUUAUCGAUCCUGCCAUAAUGGUUGUUGGAAGAGGCAAAUCAUCAUCUUUUGACAUGAGGUCCAACUCCAACUCCAACUCCAAUUCAUUCGAUGAAGAGUCAAAACUCUGGCUCUUGAUGCAACAACAACAACAAUCUGCAACUUCUGCAGCAGCAUACCAUCAUCAUCAUCAUCAUCAUCAUCAUCAUAAUCAUGAUCCUCAAUAUUCUCAAACCUCCUUGAUGCCCCACCAGUUUUCUUCUUCUUAUCAAGAUGAUUAUUAUGGCGAACUGAAUUCCAGGGUAGUGGAUCAACAGCACCAACACCAGAGGUACUUACAACAACAUAAGUUUGGAAACGGUGGGGGGCAUGGGCAUGAGGUUCAACAACUUAACAGUAGAAGUGACCUGGGGUUGGUAGGAUUGGAUAAAUUGUUGCCUGGGUAUGGUGAUGUAUACACUCGGGUGUUUGGAAUGUAAAUUACUAUCUCCCUCUCUCCCUUCACCUUUUUAAAAUCUUUCUUUCUGGGUUCCGUUUGUGUAGUAGUUAAAGAGAGAAAUAGAUCAACUUUUCGUUUCAA
This is a messenger RNA of Lactuca sativa (garden lettuce), 2584 nucleotides long. RefSeq lists its product as uncharacterized. NCBI's taxonomy places the organism in Eukaryota, Viridiplantae, Streptophyta, Magnoliopsida, Asterales, Asteraceae. The record is from RefSeq and is a predicted model, not a curated record. Gene Ontology annotation, cellular component: CCR4-NOT complex. Gene Ontology annotation, molecular function: ubiquitin-protein transferase activity; RNA binding. Gene Ontology annotation, biological process: protein ubiquitination.